Messenger RNA from Arabidopsis lyrata subsp. lyrata, 1205 nucleotides. Its product is annotated as probable protein phosphatase 2C 58. Gene Ontology annotation, biological process: protein dephosphorylation. Gene Ontology annotation, cellular component: nucleus; cytosol. Gene Ontology annotation, molecular function: protein serine/threonine phosphatase activity. Bases 215 to 1066 code for a protein of 283 amino acids. The transcript has 5 exons. The record is from RefSeq and is a predicted model, not a curated record. NCBI's taxonomy places the organism in Eukaryota, Viridiplantae, Streptophyta, Magnoliopsida, Brassicales, Brassicaceae.
GAAGAAAAGUCGUGAGAGAGAACGCGUUGGCAAAGGAGGACGCAGCCGAUAAAAUGUUACAGUCACCGAGCAGUUCACAUUAACAUCUUCUGGGAAAGUCAAAACCAUUUAUAAACCCUUCAUCUUCUUCCUCUUCCUCUCUGUCUCUCUCCAUAAUUCUUGUCUGCGUCAUCACACAGAGACAGAGGAAUCGUCUCAAAGCUUUUUCUCACAAAUGGCAGGCAGUAAUAUUCUCCAUAAGAUUAAGUUGAAGGCUGGGUUCUGUGGAUCCGCUCCUGACAUGGGAAGAGGCAAAAGCAAGAUGUGGAAGAACAUCACCCACGGUUUUCACUGUGUGAAGGGCAAGUCCAGCCAUCCGAUGGAGGAUUAUGUAGUGUCUGAAUUCAAGAAACUUGAAGGGCAUGAAUUGGGUUUGUUUGCUAUCUUUGAUGGUCACUUGGGUCAUGAUGUGGCUAAAUACUUGCAGACUAAUCUCUUUGACAACAUUCUUAAAGAGAAGGAUUUUUGGACUGACACAGAGAAUGCUAUAAGGAAUGCAUACAGAUCAACAGAUGCUGUCAUAUUGCAGCAGUCCCUUAAGCUUGGUAAAGGCGGAUCAACCGCUGUAACGGGAAUUUUGAUCGACGGUCAAAAGCUAGUUGUUGCUAAUGUUGGAGACUCCAGAGCAGUGAUGUCUAAGAAUGGUGUUGCGCAUCAGCUCUCAGUCGAUCAUGAACCAAGCAAAGAGAAAAAAGAAAUAGAGAGCCGAGGCGGCUUUGUAUCCAAUGUUCCUGGGGAUGUUCCACGAGUUGAUGGACAGUUAGCGGUUGCGAGAGCAUUUGGAGAUAAGAGCUUAAAGAUACAUCUGAGCUCUGAACCGGACAUAACACACCAGACAAUUGAUGAUCACACUGAAUUCAUCCUUUUCGCCAGCGAUGGUAUUUGGAAGGUAUUAUCGAACCAAGAAGCGGUUGAUGCUAUCAAGAGUAUCAAAGAUCCGCAUGCAGCUGCACAGCACUUGAUAGAGGAAGCUAUAUCUAGGAAGAGCAAAGACGACAUCUCCUGUAUCGUUGUAAAGUUCCACUAAUCUUUUUUUUCAGAAAGCUUUUUAUUUGUCUAUAACUUACCAUAUCAAGUUUGCAAGAUAGAGAAAUAUAUGCUCAAGCUGUGUCUGUAAACCCCAGUAAUGAGGUUUCCCAGAAGAUGUAAUAUAUUAUGUUAGCUUG